Aureobasidium melanogenum CBS 110374 is the source of this 1647-nucleotide messenger RNA. RefSeq names its product permease of the major facilitator superfamily. The transcript is spliced from 3 exons. Bases 1 to 1647 code for a protein of 548 amino acids. Gene Ontology annotation, biological process: transmembrane transport. NCBI's taxonomy places the organism in Eukaryota, Fungi, Ascomycota, Dothideomycetes, Dothideales, Saccotheciaceae. Gene Ontology annotation, molecular function: transmembrane transporter activity. The record is from RefSeq and is a predicted model, not a curated record.
AUGUCUCCUCCUCAGAGACAACGCCGCGAUUUUAACAAGUUCCCUACUACUCAGCUCUUCUUCUUGGCUCUUGUCCGAGUCGCUGAGCCGAUCGCCCUCACUUCUAUCUUUCCCUAUGCCUGGAAACUCGUGCUCGACUUCAAUGUAACUGAUCGCGCAAAUGCGUCCUUCUAUGCCGGCUUGCUGAUCUCAGCCUUUGCUUUGGCUGAAUCUUUGACAGGAUUGUAUUGGGGAGGUCUCUCGGACCGCAUCGGGCGCAAGCCUGUUUUGCUCCUGGGAAGUGCAGGCACUAUGCUGUCCCUCCUUUUGGUCGGAAUUUCCACUAAUUUCUGGAUGGCUCUGGCUGGAAGAGCAAUUGGAGGUUUCCUCAAUGGCAACAUCGGUGUCAUUCAAACAAUGGUCGGAGAGCUCACUGUUAACCCCAAGCACGAGCCUCGCGCAUACUCAGUCAUGCCUUUCGUCUGGUCUAUUGGCACAAUCAUUGGCCCUUCGAUUGGUGGAAUCUUCUCAGCUCCUGCCGAUAACUUCCCUGAUGUUUUUUCACCUCACGGAAUCUUCGCCAAGUUCCCUUACCUGCUUCCAAACUUGAUUUGCGCAGCAUUGAUGCUGUUCUCAAUUAUUUGCGGAUUCUUCUUUCUUGAGGAAACUCACCCUGACAUGCAACCCUGGAGUACUGUUGACGAUCUCCAGCACACUGAAGCCGAAACUCCACUUUUCGCUGCUCAGGCCGGAACAACCACAGCUGCAGUCGACUUGCGCAAUGAGUCUUAUGGUACCUUCAACAAGGUUGUCCAAGACCAGGAAUGGAACGUCAUGCCCGACGGAACGGAUGCGCCAAAGGAAGCAGAGCCUCAGGAUCAAGUUGUCUUUACUAAGCGUGUGGUUAUGUUGAUUAUUGCUCUCGGCAUCUUCACAUACCACAGCAUGUCCUACGAUCACCUCCUGCCCAUCUUUUUCCAGGACUCGCGUGUGGAGAGCAGAGUUCAUGGAAGCAAGCUAAGUUCAAUGGCAGGCGGUCUCGGAUUGACAAUUCAAGAUGUAGGCGUCGUCAUGUCCGUGAACGGCAUCAUCGCACUCGGCGUCCAAGCAAUUGUUUUCCCUCUGGCUGCAGCUUGGCUGGGCGUUUGGAAGUUGUUCAUCGUCACCACUAUCUUGCACCCUCUUGCUUACAUUAUUGUGCCUUAUUUGGUGCUUCUCCCCGAAGAGUGGCUUUACCCCGGCAUCUACGCUUGCCUCACCGUUCGCAAUAUCUUUGCCAUUCUCGUUUACCCAGUCAUCCUUAUCUUGCUGAAGGAAGCUUCUCCUGCGCCCUCCUGUCUGGGUAAGAUUAACGGAUUGGCAGCUAGCACUGGCGCGGCCUGCCGCACUCUGGCUUCUCCUAUCGCAGGUAUUCUCUACGGUAUCGGCAUCGACAUUGAUUUCACAGCUCUUGCAUGGUGGGUCAGCGGUGGUGUUGCUAUUGUCGGUGCUAUCCAGGUCUUCUUCAUCAACCGCAAGAAGAGCAGUGAAUGGCAUCAAGUGCGCGCUCGUGCUCCCUGCCGUUUCAUGCCUCCCGAAGAACACAGACAGGAUAUUGUUCACAUUGUCGUCCAGGACGAGGAAGAGCAGGAAGUCGAGGCCAACGAGCAGCAGAGACUGUUGGCAUAA